Messenger RNA from Fusarium oxysporum Fo47, 632 nucleotides. RefSeq names its product Ran GTPase-binding protein NTF2. Gene Ontology annotation, cellular component: nuclear pore central transport channel. The transcript has 6 exons. Gene Ontology annotation, biological process: protein import into nucleus. The record is from RefSeq and is a predicted model, not a curated record. NCBI's taxonomy places the organism in Eukaryota, Fungi, Ascomycota, Sordariomycetes, Hypocreales, Nectriaceae. The coding region runs from base 137 to 514 and encodes 125 amino acids.
CUCGCUUCCAUUGCUUUCCCCUCGGGCAGACUUUGCGACAACCCAACGGUUCUCUACCUUAGUUAAAACCUUUCAGUUCCCCCUUUCUAGACGCAUUAGCGAUCCAAACGACCAGGACAGGUCCCGAGACUUCAAAAUGGCCGGAAACUUUGAGGAAGUUGCCAAACAGUUUGUUGAGUUCUACUACAACACCUUCGACAGUGAUCGCAAGGGUCUUGCUGCUCUCUACCGAGACAACUCUAUGCUGACUUUCGAGUCUGCUUCUGUCCUCGGCACCCAGGCUAUUACCGAGAAGCUUGCUGGCCUCCCCUUUGAGAAGGUCAAGCACCAAGUCUCUACCCUCGAUGCCCAGCCCUCCAACGACCAGGGCGGUGUCAUUAUCCUCAUUACCGGUGCUCUCCUUGUCGAUGAGGAGCAGCGCCCCAUGAACUUCAGCCAGUCCUUCCAGCUCGCCCGCGAUGCGAAUGGCCAGUACUUCGUCUACAACGACAUCUUCAAGCUUGUCUUCGGUUAAUCGAAAGCAGUUACACUGCCGGCCGGCGCCUUUGGUUGUUUGAAUGAGUUGAGCGAUGUUUAUAAACACACAAACACACCAAGUGGGGCGACAGACGAGGGGAAAUUAAAGCGGCAAU